UGAGAUGGGUGAGUGGUCAAAUACCAGGUAGAAGAGGUUCCUUUAGAAGCUAUGCUACUGCAAAACCAGAAAAGAUUAUACCAAUCAAGAAGAAAAAGAGACUUGAUGAAGUAUGCCUUGAACAAUAUCAGCAAUAUAGUAGAUCCAUCAUCCAGUCAUGGAUUUUGCAAGGAAAGGUAUAUGUGAAUGGGAAGAGAAUUAUAAAGCUGGUACACCUGUGUCUGACAAAUCUGUUGUGGAGAUAAAAGCUGAAGUUCCCAAAUAUGUAUGUAGAGCUGGACAUAAGUUGGAAGGUGCCAUUGAACAGCUCGGUGUUGAUGUUGCUGGUAAAGUGGCUCUUGAUUCUGGGCUGUCAACUGGAGGAUUUACUGACUGCUUACUUCAGUAUGGUGCAUCACAUGUUUAUGGCGUUGAUGUAGGUUACGGACAGGUAGCAGACAAAAUUCAAAGAGAUGAACGUGUAACUAUUAUAGAGCGGACAAAUUUAAGAUAUAUCAAAGAACUCCCACAAAAUGUUGAUUUGGUGACCCUAGAUCUCUCAUUCAUCUCUAUUCUAACGGUCAUGCCUGCUGUGGUAAAUGUUAUGAAGGAAGAUGCUGCAUUAGUGACCUUGGUUAAACCACAAUUUGAAGCUCGGAGAUCUCAAGUAGGAAAGGGAGGGAUAGUGAAAGAUCCUGCUGUCCAUCAAGAGGUUCUCGAGAAGAUUACAAAGGGAGUGGAGAGUUUUGGUUUCUGCAGCAAAGGUUGGAUUGAGUCUCCUCUCAAAGGUGCCGAGGGUAAUACAGAAUUCCUUGUUCACUUCACCAGAAUCCAUAACAAAGGUGUUGAAAAUCAUGAAGAAAUUAGUGAAGAAAUUUAGCUUGAUGAUGCAUUUCUUCAACCUUCAGAGAAGAUUGUUCUUUUGGAAGAUGUAGCAGGUGGGAGAGAUGUAUUCCUGUAUAGUAAUGAGUUGUUGGUGCCAUUGAACGGUAGUGGUGAAUUUUUGUAUGUACCAUUAAACCAAAUGACUCAUUAUUAGUUAAAGAAAGCAAUGUUGAAUUUUGGAUUUUUGAAAUUUGAUUUCAACCAUAUCAUCAUGAUUUGAUAGCCGAAUAUUUGCUCGA
Molecule: messenger RNA, 1103 nt
Organism: Medicago truncatula (barrel medic)
Lineage: Eukaryota; Viridiplantae; Streptophyta; Magnoliopsida; Fabales; Fabaceae
Product: putative rRNA methyltransferase YqxC
Biological process (GO): methylation
Molecular function (GO): methyltransferase activity
Source: RefSeq, a predicted model, not a curated record